Molecule: messenger RNA, 603 nt
Organism: Didymodactylos carnosus
Lineage: Eukaryota; Metazoa; Rotifera; Eurotatoria; Philodinida; Philodinidae
Source: the annotation of a GenBank genome assembly
AUGAACGGUUGGACAUGUUUACAUUGGGCUGUGAAAAGAAGUCAUGUCAAUGUAGUUAAAUUUUUGUUGGAUCAUGGUGCUGAUAAAAAUAGCGAAGCGUUCGAUAAUACAAAACCAAUACAAUAUUGUACAAAUGAAUUUAUUCAAAAACUGUUAAUAGACGAUCUUAGUUCAUCUAACACUUACAAGCCAGCCGUUAGCAAUCUUUCGAUUGUACCGAAUUAUUUACGACAUCCUCAAUUUCCAUAUUUACAAAAUCCUUUAACAAAGGAAUCAUCAUUUAAUUCCAAUAAUCAUUGUACGACGCAAGAUGCAGAGGAGAAAAGUGUUCAUCCUUCAUCUAAUGAAAUAAUUUUAUUAUGUCGGAUAGCGGAUGGUGAAGAACAGGAUUUUGUUGAAUUUGAAUUUGAUAAAACAAAGUGUUCUAAUGACAAAUUAGAUUGUUUAUAUGUCCGACUUUUAUCUACAAUAUGUGAUGAAAUGAAUAUUGAAUUAAAAAUGAUUAAAAAAAUUAGAAAAUUACCAUCAAUAUUGAUCAGAAAUGAUAAAGAUGUUGAGAGAUUAAAGUCUUAUCAAAUGUUAGAAAUUAUUUUGAAUUCUUAA